Loa loa (African eye worm) is the source of this 1452-nucleotide messenger RNA. RefSeq lists its product as hypothetical. The record is from RefSeq and is a predicted model, not a curated record. Bases 1 to 1452 code for a protein of 483 amino acids. NCBI's taxonomy places the organism in Eukaryota, Metazoa, Nematoda, Chromadorea, Rhabditida, Onchocercidae. The transcript is spliced from 10 exons.
AUGAAAGAAGUACGGACCAUUCAACGCAUGAACUGGAAUUGGAUAGCUGAGAAUGAAGCACAUGUGAAGUCAUUGUGGUUACGUAAAGAUGGCUUUUCUGUCCGUCUGAUGGCAAGGACGAAAGAGCCACCUGUAAGCUUGAUUUUGCCUCUUGAUAGUUGCUUCGAUGUGCGCAUUUUGCGGAUUGAUUAUGCGCGUGGAUUUAUUUUUGUGCGCCCGCUGGCGGAAGACGAUCACUACAGGGAAUUGCAGCAGAAGUUAAUGAAACAUUCGUCAGCAGAACAUGUCAGAGCAAGGAAUUUGAAUGAAGAUGCAAUAUAUUUGGCAUCCAAGAACGGUGGUGUAUUUCGUGGAACCCUUAUCGGUAAGGCAUCGGCGAUGAACUUGCUUUAUGGAAUUGAUGUUGGCGAAAUGAAAUUUAUAAAUGCACAAAGCAUCCACCAACUCCCUGUUGAUCUUCAGUCAAUCCCGCCACUUUGCUUUUGCGGUUUAUUACCUAAUUGCACAACGAGUUUUGAUUACGUCGAUCUUUCAUUAAUAAAUGAGAACAGCAUUUGUUUGUGCAAAAUCUAUAAAGUCCUUCCAGAACAUUUUUCGGACUACCCUACUGCGAUGUAUCCACCAGUUGUGUUUAUCCAGCUGUACAAAUUUACCGGUGAUCAUAACAAAUAUGUUGAAGUUAUUUUCGAACGAAAAUUGAGAACGAUAAAGAGCAACAACGAAUAUUUUGCUUCACAGUAUGCUGUUUCCAGUGAAAGUUUAGUCACAAAAAGGAGGAAUCGUCUAAAGAUUGAAAAACCGACAAAUGUUUUUCAGGGAGUCUCACAGACUUAUGAUAAUUUUGUAAAAACAGACAGUAAUGGUCCAUACGGUGAGAUGGGAGAUUUUACUUUUAAACCUUACAACGUUAAAGUACCAUCUCAAGUAAGGGCGAUUGUGACGGCAAAAAUUCGACGUAAUGUUUAUUGGAUGCGAGAUGCAGACAUUUUGUCCAUCUUAUCUGAGAAUUUGGUUGAUCCGAGAAAAUACAAAUCGGUUAAUCCAGUAGAAUGGCAUAACGAGAUGUGUUGUUUGGUACGGUUGACAAGACCGUUUCGAGAGUGCAGUCCAUACGAUCGAUUUUCCGUUUACCGAGCAAUUGUCACUCAUUUUCACAAGGAGACUGAUACUUGUUUGGCAUAUCUUGUUGACUUUGGUCUAUCGAUUGUUUGUAAUACCAAGAAUUUAUACAAUUGUAAAGAGCAGCCUGCGGUGAUACGUGAGAUUUCAUCUGCUGCGUUCAGGUGCUAUGUGAAUCGAGUUUUGCGACAGGGAAGUUGUGAGCGUACGACACCCAAAGCAAGACCAUUUUGCAUUUCCCACCUUAUACCAAUCAAAUUUUUGAAUAUUUCGAAAAAAUUGAUUGACUUUAUUAGGAAAUUUAGUAGCCCUCGGCAAUUUUUGGAACUUUGA